AUGCAUAAUAAUAUUAUUUCCAUUCUCAUUCUUAUUUUUAUUUUUACCAUUGGAAGUAAUUUAGAAAAAUAUGGAUUUUUCUUUCGUGAUAAUAUAUAUGAAGUAAAACUAAAUAUAAAAGGAGACAUUGUAAGUGCAUCAAAUUUAAAAGUAUAUUGUUUCAUUGGAAAAAAAUACAAACAUUCUAAUUUUUCAUCAGUUCCAUUUCAUGCAAGGACAAAUAUUUCUUAUCUUUAUGGGAUAAAAUUAAAUGACUCUAAAAAUGAUUAUGUAUUUCAACAUGAAGGAACAUCGUUCAAUUUGAAUCAAACCAUUAAAAGAAGUAUCUAUGUUCAUCCUGAUUGUAAUACGCAUAUUAGUUUUUUUAGUGGCAUAAAGGACUGUGAUGGUCCUCCAUCUUUUGUGGCACUUUUUGCAACUGGACUAACAAAAAAAUUAAAAUAUGGUGUUGAAAAUUUAAGUAUAAAUGUUUUUAUAAAUUUGAAAAAAAGUUCUAAUGUUAAUAAAAAAAUGAUGAAUAAAACUGAAACUUUUGACGACAUUAAAUUAAAUAUAUUCAAUAUAUCAAUUAAUUAUUCUGAAUUUUAUAGUAUGAUUGAUGUUUUGAAUAUUUUUAAAUUAAAAUCUAAUGAAGUCAUCCAUGAUUCAAUAUCAAUAAGAGAUCCUAUUGAUUAUAUACUAAUGAAAAACAUUUAA
This is a messenger RNA of Strongyloides ratti, 696 nucleotides long. RefSeq lists its product as hypothetical. The transcript has a single exon. The coding region runs from base 1 to 696 and encodes 231 amino acids. NCBI's taxonomy places the organism in Eukaryota, Metazoa, Nematoda, Chromadorea, Rhabditida, Strongyloididae. The record is from RefSeq and is a predicted model, not a curated record.